CGCCUGUCGCCCACAACAGCCCGCAUCAUCAUCACCAUCAUCAUCAUCAGCAGCAGCAGCAGCAGCAGCAUCAGUGUGAUGAAGCAGCGGAGGACAGAGACCUUCCUGCUGUGAGACUCUGGACCUGAAACACACACCGACAGGUAGGAUGACCGAGGUGAUGAACUCUCUGGAGCCCAGUACGGAGGACUUCAGCGGGGGCGGAGCCGGAGCAGAUCAGGGCGCAAUCUUCACAGAGACCCACGAGAGGUUUCCAAAGCUUUCCAAGAGGCUUCCCUCCAUCGUGGUGGAGCCGAUGGACGCAGCUGAGGUGGAAAGUGGUGAGCUCCGCUGGCCGCCAAAGGAGCCCAGCUCUCCAGACGCCAAAACUGAGAGGCAGCAUGCAGUUGAACAACCUGCAGAUGUGGACCAGUCAGAUGUCAGCGUGGACGAACAGGUGUCAGCAGCAGAGAUGGAGGACUCCAACUGAAGGAGCUGUCAUCCUGAGUCGUCCUCUGUCCCUGUGAGUGUGUCCACACGGGGAUGAAUGACAGUAAAGUCCAGUAGAAGACAGGUAGAAAAACAGAUUUCCAAACCCCAGCUCAGCGGCUUGGAGCCAGAGUCAUGUUACUGUUUUAACGCUUCCACGCUGAUGUCGGAGGUUAUUCUCACGUCACGUAUGACAUCAUCACAUAUCAGGCAGAUGAUUGAAGUUAUUUUGUUUUUACGAGACGCUGCCUGAACAUGAUCAAACAGUUUCUAACCUUCAGGCAGCACUCAUGUUUUUGAAGUCAGAGUAUCUGAGGGUUCGUUCUCGUCUCUGUUUGUGAUUUUAAUAAAUUAUUUUGUCUCUCUGGCUCCAAGCCCUCGCCGUUCAGAUGCCUGGGACGUCAUCGUCAUGUGAUCUGGACGGACGUUUCUAAAUGCUGUCUUAAGUAUUUAGCUCCUGUGUGCCAUAUUACUACAACUACUGAUGGUAGCUGCUGUUUUCUGUGCACAGUUUUUACAUGAACUUUAGGUGUAAAUGAUGACUGUAUGUUGACCGCUGUAGUUUUGGUGACGCACUUUGUAAUAAUAGCUACGAUGUAUUUUAUGAUGAUGAUGAGGACAACCUUCAUCACUUUAUUCGAUGUUCUUUAAUAGAUUAUAAGAUGUUGUUGAUGGUGUUCUGUUUCACUUAUUGGAGCAAUAUGUUGACAGGAAGUUAAUGGUCGUCCAUUUUGUUACUGAAGAAAAAGGAAAUAAUAAUAUUAAUAAUAAUGAGCGGAAUAUUUUAGACGUGUGUCGCUUGUCACAGACGUGAUAUUUUUUAAAAUACUGGAAGCCUAAAUUAUUG
This is a messenger RNA of Epinephelus moara (kelp grouper), 1315 nucleotides long. RefSeq names its product protein LBH-like. NCBI's taxonomy places the organism in Eukaryota, Metazoa, Chordata, Actinopteri, Perciformes, Serranidae. The record is from RefSeq and is a predicted model, not a curated record. The coding region runs from base 149 to 469 and encodes 106 amino acids. The transcript is spliced from 4 exons.